This is a messenger RNA of Neocloeon triangulifer, 4760 nucleotides long. It is a transcript of the gene mesh, whose product is annotated as protein mesh. The record is from RefSeq and is a predicted model, not a curated record. The coding region runs from base 65 to 4114 and encodes 1349 amino acids. Gene Ontology annotation, biological process: cell-matrix adhesion. Lineage: Eukaryota; Metazoa; Arthropoda; Insecta; Ephemeroptera; Baetidae. The transcript has 18 exons.
UCACUCUCGCUCAUUUUGUCUUGCUCAUCUCGAUCUCGAAGCAGCAGCACCGAAUUCGUCUGACAUGGGCAGGGUGGGGCCGCUGCUUAGGUUGGCCGUUGUGGCCGCCCUGUGUGCAACUUUGGCCGCCGACAACAUUGACGAGGACCCGAAUCAGGAGGUUGAGAUUAUUGGCACCGAUGUGACCAUCGACAGGGGCAAUGGUGUCCCCGUGGAGGAGGGCAUCAACCUCCAGGGACAAGUGAACUACGACUACAGCAAUUAUGACUCUCUGAAAAGCAGAGUGGCGCCGCCGGACCCUCACAACUCAGGCGGAGUUCCAUUCAGGAUAACGGAACAAAGGUUGAAGGAAAUCAGGUCACAGUUCAUGUACUGGUACUUUGACCAGGGAGGCCCUGAGAACAGAGGCGAUUACCAGAAGGACAUCCACUCUUCCACGCCACAGAUUCACAAAAAUUUCAACUUCCAACUUCCCUUCUUCGGAUUCCGUUUCAACUACACAAGACUUUCAAUGCAUGGCUAUCUGGAGUUCAGCGACCCUCCUGAGCACUACACCUACCCAUUGACAUUCCCAGUGAAAGAGUGGCCGAAGAAAGCCGAUCCGUCCUUUAUUGGAAUUUUUUACAGCAAGUGCCGAAUCGGCUCGAUUCACCCAACUGACAUCGAUCAGCGCUCGCCCGGCGUUUACUUCCGCCUCGAAAGAGAUUUGCAGACGAGGACUGACCAGUUUGGCGUUGAGAUGAGGGAGCGCCUCAUGUGGGACAUUCGCGAGGGUGUGGUCGGCUCGGACACUUUCAUCCCCAAGCAUGCUGUCAUCGUGACGUGGAAGAACAUGAGUUUUGCAGGCGGCAUUGACAACUCUCUUUACAAGACCAACACUUUCCAAAUGGUUUUGGCCACUGACGAGGUUUACACAUACGCUAUUUUCAAUUACGCCGAGCUGCAAUGGACGACGCAUACUGAGGCUGGAGGUGAUACCACGGGAGGAGAGGGUGGAACUCCGGCUUUUGUUGGCUUUAACGCUGGAAACGGAACCCAGAGCUAUGAAUACCACCCUUAUUCACAAGCGUCAACCUUGAGAGAUUUGUCCGGCCGAGGCUGGGCGAAUAAUUUCCCAGGGCGGCACAUUUUCCGACUUGACGAGAAAAUCAUGCUUGGCACGUGUAACAAAGAUAUCGCCGGAGCAAACUUGCCGUUGGUGUUUGCACCUGAGAGCGGCAACAUGUUAGGCGGCACGAUUGUCAACAUCACCGGUCCCUGUUUCGAGGAGCACGAAAAAAUCAUCUGCAGAUUCGACACGGAAGACGUGGUCGGCGUCUACGUGGACAGAAAUAGGGCGAUUUGCGUGCAGCCUUUUGUCAUGGCAGAAGGCUACGUGAGAUUUGAGGUGGCCAUUGGAGAUAACAAGUUUAACUGGAAGGGGAAAUAUUUCGUUGAAACCCCUGCCACCGCGACCGAAAAGAUCUCUUUCGCCACCAACGCCGUGCACGAGAAGAGCCCGUCCAAAGUUAAAAUCACCUGGAAUGCGUAUAACUUGACCUCCAACAUGCAAGCGAACGUGCAAAUUUCACUUUGGGGCUACAAGGAAACCACCAUUAGACCAGAGCUGCUCUACAUUACCAGGCUUGUCUCCUCCGUCACAAACCAAGGCUUUUAUGAACUUACGCCUGCUUCCUACAAAGAUUUCAACGACUUCAUGGUCAACGAUCUGAAAUUCGGCUUCAUUCAGAUCAAUUUGACUGAUCCCAUGACAUACGGUGAAAUGCCAGUAAAUCCGGUCCUCUGGAGUAAACCGAUUCCGCUGGCGUGGUACUUCUGGCCGCAGUGGGAGCGCGAGUACGGCCCUAAGUGGGCUGAAAAACAAUGCGACACUUGGACCAUGAACGAUCGCUACCUGAAGAACUUUGCCGCUGAAAUUCCGCUCUGCCCAUGCACCCUGGAGCACGCCCUGGCCGACAAAGGUCGCUUCCUGCCCGACUUUGACUGCGACAAGGACGCCAAUCCCAACUGCUUUUAUCACAAGGGCGCCAUCCAUUGCGUGAGGACAGGGGCACCAAGUUUGGAGGGAUCAGAACAACAGUGUUGCUACGACAAGAACAACUACUUGAUGCUUACGUACGACCAGCAGUGGGGCUCUCGACCUCACAGGUCACACAACCUUGGUUUCCUGCCCUGGAACGAGGCCAACAAAGUUCCGACCCUUUCGCACUGGUUCCACGACAUGAUUCCGUUCUACUCGUGCUGCCUCUGGCAAAGUGAGCAGUCGGUCGGGUGCGAGACCUACAGGUUCGAAAGACGACCUACGCAGGACUGCGUGGCCUACCAGGCGCCAUCAGUUGCCGCUGUUUUCGGUGACCCGCACAUCGUGACCUUUGAUGACCUGGAGUACACCUUCAACGGCAAAGGCGAGUUCGUCUUGGUGCACGCCGAUUCCGAGCGACAGAAAUUGGACGUCCAAGGGCGUUUCGAGCAGAUGCCUGAAAACUUUUACGGAGAAGUCAAGGCGACUCAGCUGACUUCCAUUGUUGCUAGGGACAACAGCUCAGCGACGAUCGAGGUGCGGAUGAGGCCCCCACAGGCCCAAUGGCGCUACCGAAUGGACGUUUUUGCCGACGGCAAGCGAGUUUAUUUUGACAGAUCGUCGUUGAAAAUCCAGCACUUCCCUGGAGUCACUGUCUACACGCCAACGUACAUUUUGAACCAAUCCGAAGUGGUGAUCAUGUUCCAAUCCGGUGCCGGCGUUGAGGUCGUGGAAAAUCAAGGCUACAUGACUGGCAGAGUUUACCUUCCGUGGGGUUUUAUGAACCAAACACGAGGGCUUUUUGGAAAUUGGAGUUUCGACAUAAUCGACGAAUUCACAUUACCAGAUGGAAGCGUAAGUGGAGCGACUCAAAUCAAUAACAACGAGGCCAUUCACAGAGACUUUGGAUUACGAUGGUUACUAGAGGACAAAGAAGAUAGUGAAAAAGGCGGGUCCUUAUUUGUGCACGAAUAUACAAGGACGUCAAGUUAUUAUGCAAAUCGGACGUUUGAUCCUGAAUAUCGAAUAAGACCGGAGGAUAUUCUACCGGCGAAUAGAUCGCAUGACAUAGACAAAGCGCACGAGUUGUGCGGCGACUCGUAUCAGUGCAAAUACGACUACGCCAUGACGCUGAACCGAGACAUGGCACUCAUUGGAAAGAAUUUCCACGAUUCUUUUGCAAACAUCAAAGCGGAAAAUUUAAGACCAGUAAUUUCGUGCGGCGUCUUGGAAACUCCUCGCUUCGGCCGCAAGAGUAACUUUUUCUUCAUACCCGGCACCAAAGUGACCUUCGAGUGUGACCAGGACUUUGUGCUCAUCGGUGACCAAAGGAGGCAAUGCACACCAUCCGGACAGUGGGACACGCCUGUGUACGGCUACACAGAAUGCCUCCGACACGUCGAGUACGAAUCGCGGCAGGCGUGGACAACCAUAGGCAUCAUCCUGGGCGUGAUGCUGCCCAUCCUCAUCAUCCUGGCCGGCGUCUGGUUGGCGUCGCAGCGAAAGAACAAACAGAGAAGACGCGGAAUCACUUCUUGGAAUUUCAUCAGAGGCCGAAAUGACGAGUCGUCGCCGGAAACGCCCUUGAAAGGUCGAAGCGAGUUUGCAGAGGAGGUGGACAGCGGUUUCGCACCGCCGAGCAGCACCAACAGUCCCUCGGCAAACACGGACACCCUUUCGCCCCCUGCGAGCACACCCUCGCCAAAGGUGAACGACGCCGCCUCCUCUUCCCCGCCAACCAGCACCCUGAGCAGCAGGGGCAGCAAAUCGAGACGGUCCUACGACAAGGUGUACCGGACAAAAGAACCUCUUCCCGGCAAGCCCAUGAUCGAGUUCGAGAACAAAGUUUGGGACUUGGACGAGGAGACGGACGCGAGUGCGAGUUGGUCGCCGUCGCCCAAGAACAGCGACGCGGCCAGCACGAUCCGCAGCUCGAUCCUCAGCACGCCCAUGCAGUCGCCUCGCGCCAGCCAAGUACCGCAACCUUUACCUCAACCCUCCACCUCGACCUACGCACCCGUCUACAACGAACCGAUCACGCCGACAGCACCCACCGCCACGGCACCGAAACCAAAGAAACAAACUCUCGUUUGACGCGCACAAAAGAGGAAUUUAAAAUUUCUGCACGGACUGCCAGUUUUUAAUUUUUUACUUAAUUUUAUAGUUAUUAGUUUCAUACUUUAGGGUGGAAUGAGUGUAUGAUGUGGCCUAGUGCAAAAUAUGACUUGCAACAAUGGCAGUAAAAUAGCUCAGACUUGCUUAAAUAUUUGACUAAAAAUUCUCCAGGCUUAAAAAUUGUAAAAAAAAUAUAUAAAUUUUUCCCUAGGUGUGAAAUGUAAAAAAAAAUGAAAACAGUGUUAACUAUAAUUCAGGAGAAAAGUAAAAACCGAUGAUCUGGGUAGCCACCCUUAACAUUUUGUAUUGUAGAAUUAUUUGUAUCAACGUUUUGAAACCACGCUCAUUCUACUUAUAUUUAGUCAAGCCAUCAAGAUUGUUUUCCUGAUAGAAAAUUUUUGUACCUUUUUCGAGUUUCAUACAAAUAAACCACUGUCUAAGUUACACUUUAAAACUCGGCGUCUCGGAGUGGAGCAAAUUUCUAUUCCACACUUUUGUGCGCGUCCAACCGGUGGAUAAUAACUGUCAUGCCGCUUGGCUUCUUUCUGCCAUUGCAAAACCCUCUGCUUGGUGUGUGGAAUGGAAAUUUUUCCAGCUCUUGAAAUUUUAACAAUGGAAAUAUUUC